Messenger RNA from Camellia sinensis, 1995 nucleotides. NCBI's taxonomy places the organism in Eukaryota, Viridiplantae, Streptophyta, Magnoliopsida, Ericales, Theaceae. The record is from RefSeq and is a predicted model, not a curated record.
AUGUUGGAGGAGAGGGCACACCGUAAAGAGACUCAGAGAUUGUCGGUGUUGCAGAGGCUAAGUUCCCAAAUCCGGUGUAGUGAGGAAGUGGCUAUACCAGCGCCCAAAAUGGCGGUCCUAGCGCUUGUGGACAAAAAGCUGGCGAGACUUACAGCUACGCCGCUGUCUCCAGAAAUCGAGAGUACACCACUCCCUGCCAGAUUCCACCAGCCUAAGUUCACCUUGUACGACGGUAGGACGGACCCGUACGUGCACCUGAGAGGGAUGAUUAAGAAAGCCGAGCACAUAAGGGAAGUGCUCUCUGUUCAGCCCGCUGUGAAGAAAGGAAAGUCCGAAGAGAAGGAUAUCCUCACAUUUUCCAGUAAAGACUUGGAGAGAAUUCAAAUGCCCCACAAUAACGCCCUAGUAGUGACUCUUUGCAUCAAGGACUUUGACAUCAAAAGGAUCUUGAUUGACCAGGGGAGUUCGGUCGAAAUCAUGUGUUACGACGCGUUCAAGCAAAUGCAGUUGGAGGACAAGGACUUGGCCCCUGCGACUUCUCCUUUGGUUGGCUUUAACUCUCAGCCAGAGUGGCCGGUGGGAAAGAUCAUUUUGCCAGUCAAGGCGGGCUCAGUCAUAAAGCAAGUAAAAUUCUGGGUGCUCAAGGUCCCACCCACCUACAACUUAAUCUUGGGCAGGGGGUGGUUGCACGCCAUGCAGGCCGUAGCAUCAACCUACCAUCAGGUUCUGCGCUUCUCGACGCCAACCGGGCAAAUAGAAGAGGUUCGGGGAGACCAAGUGAUGGCGAAACAGUGUUUUGUUGCGGUGAACGGCAGCCGAGCCGCCAAAGGGUUCGUUCAAAUGAUAGAGGGACCAGAGGGAAAGGAGGUCUUGGAAGACAUGGGAAGAAAGGCCGAAGAGAAAUCAGUUGAAGAUUUGGUAAAGAUGCGCGUAGACGAGAAUGACCCCAACAAGUUCUUCUUUUUGGGCUCAUCCCUGUCCAGCGCCGAGCGACAUGAGUACGUUGACUUUCUGAUUUCCAAUAUGGAAGCCUUCGCAUGGACGCCUUACGAUACACCUGGCGUCGACCCUAGCUUCAUUUUCCAUCAGUUGAAUGUCUUCCCUAAUGCACGGCUGGUCAUCCAGAGAACACGCCGCUUGGCCUUGCACCACGCCGAGGUGGUGGCGGAAGAAGUCAAGAACUUGUUGGAAGCCGGGGCAAUAGAAGAAGUGCAAUACCCCCGAUGGAUAUCCAACACGGUAGUGGUUCCAAAAAAGAACGGACGCACUAUGGAGGCUUACAUAGAUGAUAUGGUGGUAAAGAACAAGGAAAAGUCUCAACACCUCAUCAACCUAGCAGAGAUGUUUGCUACACUAAAACAUCACAAGCUUCGUUUGAAUGUUUCCAAGUGCGCCUUCAGGGUCGGCACUGGAAAGUUUCUGGGUUUUCUGGUCAUGAACCGAGGGAUUGAAACCGACCCAUCCCAAAUCAAGGCAAUACAAGAGCUGGAGCGACCAAACUCCACGAAGGACGUGCAACAUCUCGCCGGGAUGUCAGCUGCGCUGAAUAGAUUUAUAAGUCGGUCCUCGGAUCGUUACAAGCCCUUGUUCAAAACUUUGAAGGCCAAGUUCUUCUGGGAUGACGAAUGCGACCGUGCGCUGGCGGAUCUAAAAGUGUACCUGUCCUCAGCCCCUAUCCUGGUUACACCACAGCUAGGCGAAGAACUGUAUCUCUACUUAGCGGUCUCUCAACAUGCGGUGAGCGCGGUUUUGGUCCGUGCUGAAGGCACCCAGCACCUUUCCAUCUUUUACGUAAGCAAGACCUUGCUCCCUGCUGAAUCGAGAUAUCUGCCGCUAGAGAAAUUAGCCCUGGCCCUGAUGAUGGCUUCCAGAAAAUUGGCACACUAUUUUCUUGCCCACACGAUAGUGGUGUUGACCGAGUUUCCACUCAAGCUGUUCUUUGAAAAGGCAGAUUUUACAGGGAGAAUUUUGAAACGGGCCGUAGAAUUGGGGUAG